Messenger RNA from Perca fluviatilis (European perch), 2633 nucleotides. Its product is annotated as deleted in malignant brain tumors 1 protein-like. NCBI's taxonomy places the organism in Eukaryota, Metazoa, Chordata, Actinopteri, Perciformes, Percidae. The coding region runs from base 84 to 2558 and encodes 824 amino acids. The transcript is spliced from 11 exons. Gene Ontology annotation, cellular component: membrane. The record is from RefSeq and is a predicted model, not a curated record.
GAGAGGGACAGAACAGGAUCUGGUUGGAUGAUGUUCAGUGUACUGGUCAUGAGCCUUCUGUCCUCAAGUGCCCACACAGACCAAUGGGGGAACAUAACUGUGGCCACAGUGAAGAUGUGGGGGUUGUCUGUUCAGAAUAUGUGAGAGUGGUCAACGGAAGCAAUCGAUGCAGCGGUCGAGUGGAAGUCCACCAUGAUGGCAACUGGAAACGAGUGUGCAAUGACUGGACCAAGGCAGACGCUGACGUGGUGUGCCGAGAGAUUAACUGUGGCACUCCUGUCGAUCAGGCUGAAGUGCUAUAUUUUGGAGAGACACAUGACCUGGGUGGCGUCAAACCCAAGUGCUUUGGGAAUGAGAGCUCUCUCUCACAGUGCAGACUUCAGGAAUUCAAGGAAAGCUGUGUCGAUGCUACUGUUGUCUGUACAAGCAAACUACUUCGGCUGAGUAACGGGACUAGUCGGUGCUCUGGCCGAGUGGAAGUCUACCACGAUGGACAGUGGGGAACGGUUUGCGAUGACAGAUGGGGGAUGCCGGAAGCAGAUGUUGUAUGUCGAGAGAUGAACUGUGGGAGUGCUCUCUCGGUCCAGUACAAGGCGUUUUUCGGCAGAGGUCAGGAUCGGGUUUGGUUGGACGAUGUUGAGUGUACUGGUCAUGAGAAGUCUCUUGCUGACUGCCCUCACAGAGGUUUUGGAGAAAACGACUGUGACCACAAUGAAGAUGCUGGUGUUAUAUGUUCAGAUUCAGUCAGAUUGUUCAAUGGGACUGACCGCUGCUCUGGCAGAGUGGAGGUCUUCCACAAUGGCCAGUGGGGGAAAAUUUGUAAUAACUGGGGCAAUGAAGAUGCUGAGGUGGUGUGUAAGGAACUCAAUUGUGGCCCUCCAAAACCAACUCAAAGCUUAAAUUUUGGUGAAAGUGGACUGAGAGCCUUUACAAGUAGAUGCUCUGGCAAUGUAACCUCUAUCUCCCAAUGCACACUUCAAGAAUUGACCGGGAGAUGUGAAGCUGUUUCUCUUUCAUGUGGAGGUAAUCCACCACUAAGGCUUGUCAAUGGCACUGACAGAUGUUCUGGUAGAGUGGAGGUUCAGCACGAUGGCCAGUGGGGAACGGUGUGUGAUGACGAGUGGGACAUCAAAGAUGCUGAGGUGGUGUGCAGAGCCAUGGACUGUGGAACAGCUAAGACAGCCAAAUCCAGUUCCUUCUUUGGUCAAGGCCAAGGAGCCAUCUGGCUGGAUGAUGUAGGCUGUAUCGGUAAUGAGACGUCUCUUAUGCACUGCCGACAUUCCACCCUCGGAGAACAUAACUGUGGUCAUGGGGAAGAUGCCGGUGUUGUGUGCUCAGCUAACAUUAGACUGAUGAAUGGGACUGACCAGUGCUCAGGCAGGGUGGAGUUAUACCAUGGUGGCCAAUGGUCAGCAGCAUAUAAUCUUAACUGGGGAAUGAAUGAAGCUGCAGUGGUGUGCAGAGAGAUGAAUUGUGGAGAUCCUGUUAAGUUCUCAGGAUCAUAUGGUCAGGGCAGACAUUCAAGAGGGUAUACGAUCAGUUGUAGCGGACCGCAAGAUCGCUUUGAAGAGGCAUCUGUCAAAUGUUCAGGUAAUGUGAAGUUGUCUGAGGGGCCCAGUCAAUGUGCUGGAAGAGUGGAGUUCUACGACAAUGGCCAGUGGGGGAAUGUGUGUGGUGAAUCCUGGGAUGUGAAUGAUGCAAAUGUGGUGUGCAGACAGCUGGACUGCGGGAGGGCUCAUAAAAUUACCACUGUGGCUGAGUAUGGCCAUGGUACGGGACACACCUGGAUUGAACAAAUUGAAUGCAAUGGAAUGGAGUCAACACUGAGUCAGUGCUCACAGAGACCAUUUAGAGACAAAAAAUGCAACUCAACCUCAGUUGCUGGUGUUCUCUGCACAGGAAGUUUGGAGGUCCGGUUGGUUAAUGGUAAAGAUGAAUGCUCUGGCAGAGUAGAGGUCCGUCAUGGCAAUGUGUGGCAAACAGUUUGUGACACAGACUGGACCCGGAGUAAAGCUGAGGUGGUGUGUGAGCAGCUGGAAUGUGGAAAUGCAUUGAGCGCUCCUGGCGCUGCCCAUUUUGGCCAAGGCAGUGGAUCAGUAGUGGAGGCUAGCAAUUCAUGUUUUGACAAUGUGACAUCUCUUCAGCAAUGCUCACUCAAAGGUUUCAGAGGAGCAAGGUGUGGGCACGAACAUGAUGCUUCUGCUCUAUGUGCAGCACAGAUACGGGCAGUCGGCGGCUCAGGUCAAUGCUCUGGUAGAGUGGAGAUCUUCUAUAAAGGCCAGUGGGGAACUGUGUGUGAUGAUGAGUGGGGAAUGAGCAAUGCUGAUGUGGUAUGUAGACAGCUUGGCUGUGGUCAUGCCGUUUCUGCUCCUAUGAGUGCCCACUUCGGUAGAGGCACUGGCCCAAUAUGGCUGGAUAAUGUGGAUUGUAGAGGCGAAGAGUCUGCUCUCACACAUUGUACGCAUCCAGGUUUUGGAGUAAAUAACUGCGGGCACGGUGAAGAUGCUGGUGUUAUCUGUUUAGGUAAGAGGCCUGGCUCAUUUUUAAUCUGUGAAUGACCUUCCAACAGGUAUUAGAUGAAGCUGUGUUUGCUGUUAUGAAAACACUUAUCUGUUUCAGGUCGCUACAGAAGC